This is a messenger RNA of Bolinopsis microptera, 2260 nucleotides long. RefSeq lists its product as uncharacterized. The record is from RefSeq and is a predicted model, not a curated record. NCBI's taxonomy places the organism in Eukaryota, Metazoa, Ctenophora, Tentaculata, Lobata, Bolinopsidae. Gene Ontology annotation, biological process: lipid metabolic process. The transcript has a single exon. The coding region runs from base 7 to 1353 and encodes 448 amino acids.
CUGGUAAUGAUGAGAGGAGUACUAAUUGGAGCACUCUUAGUGCUGGGAGUCAGCUCAGUAGCUGUGCAGAUCAUAGACCCAGCUAAGUGUACGCUUUGUAAAGCAGCUGUGUCCGAACUCAAGGUUAUAAUGGAAGACAAAGACACUAAAGAUCUGCUGGGCGUGCUGAAGAAGUUUGUGUGCGCCAAUGUGCCCAUACAGGACUGCGAUAACUGGGUAGAUAGUGAGUUGUCCCAAUUGGAGAGUGUGGUUGAAGCUUUGGAUCCUGGCGCUGCCUGCUCUCAACUUGCUGUGUGCGCUACUACCAUGGCCCCUCUUCAAGACUCCAUACAGUGCGAGUUCUGUGAGUUCCUGGGGGAUGAGGUGGUGAAGAGAGUGCUGACUAGCGCUACAAUAGACGAGGUAGUGGCUGCUGCUGAGAAGGUAUGUAGUGAGCUCCCCUUCGUUUCUAAUGAGUGUAGUGCCCUGGUCAAGGAGUACGGACACUUUUAUCUCGACCUGCUUGUAGGCUCGAUUGAUGUGCAGCAACUCUGCUCAAAGAUAGGACUCUGCUCUCGACAAGUUAGGGACCUCAUAGAAAGUACAGAGUUAUUCGAGGUAAUAAAGAAGGGUCUCCAGGACGACUCACCCCUCUGUGCUGGCUGUCAGGACCUGCUAGGUGAAGUGAAGAAAGCCGCUAAUGACCCUGACACGAUCGCUAUUAACAAAGACCUAGCUCCCGUUAUCUGUGAGGUGAUUUCUAUUCCUUUCUGUAACUCACUCAUGACCAAGCUCCUCGAGGGGACCCUGGUAAAGGCACAGAACCUAGACGUAGAGGGGACAUGUGUGGCUCUGGAUGCUUGUUCGGGAUCAGUAGUAGGAAUGGGGGAUGUGUGCUCAGACUGUGCUCAGAUAGCUGACCUUGUUAUAAAGGAGCUACAGGACCCGGCUGUGCAGCAGCAGAUAGAAGCAGUGCUGGACGAGGCGUGUUCUAUCCUGCCCAUACCGGACUGCAAGGAGACUCUACACAGCUACAUGGUCAUCAUAGAAACACUCAUCUCAGGGAUGGACGGUAAAACAGUAUGUGGCUACGCUGGCCUGUGCAGCUCCAAACAUGAGACAGUGAGCAGCUACGAAGUGAGCAGCAGUGUAGGAGACACGUGCUCAGAGUGUACCAUGAUAGCAGGGGAGCUGAUAACCCUUCUAGAGAACCAGCAGGUAGACGCUAUCUUGAAAGGGGUCAUCUCCGAGAUUUGCACCGUUCUUCCCAUCUCCAACUGUGAGACCACUCUAGACGGCUAUUUCGACGAGCUCGUCGCUCUUCUCAAGAAUCUGGACGGGAAAACUCUUUGCAGUCUCAUUGGACUCUGCUAGAACUCGCUGCAGUCUCAUUGGACUCUGCUGGAACUCUCUGCAGUCUCAUUGGACUCUGCUAGAACUCUCUGCAGUCUCAUUGGACUCUGCUAGAACUCGCUGCAGUCUCAUUGGACUCUGCUAGAACUCGCUGCAGUCUCAUUGGACUCGGCUAGAACUCUCUCUGCAGUCUCGUUGGACCUCUGCUAGAACUCUCUGCAGUCUCAUUGGACUCUGCUAGAACUCUCUGCAGUCUCGUUGGACUCUGCUAGACCGCUCUGCAGUCUCAUUGGACUCUGCUAGAACUGCUCUCUGCAGUCUCAUUGGACUCUGCUAGAACUCGCUGCAGUCUCAUUGGACUCUGCUAGAACUCUCUGCAGUCUCAUUGGACUCUGCUAGAACUCGCUGCAGUUUCAUUGGACUCUGCUAGAACUCGCUGCAGUCUCAUUGGACUCUGCUAGAACACUCCUAGCAGUCCAUUGGCUCUGCUAGAACUCGCUGCAGUCUCAUUGGACUCUGGCUAGAAUCUCUGCAGUCUCAUUGGACUCUGCUAGAACACGCUGCAAGUCUCAUUGGACUCUUGCUAGAACUCUCUGCAGUCUCUUGGGAACCUCUGCUAGAACUCGCUGCAGUUUUCAUUGGACUCUGCCUAGAACUCGCUGCAGGUCUCAUUGGACUCUGCUAGAACUCUCUGCAUUCUCACUUGGACCUCUGCUAGAACUCGCUGCAGUCUCAUGGACUCUGCUAGAAAUCUCUGCAGGUCUCAUUGGACUCUGCUAGAACUCGCUGCAGUCUCAUUGGACUCUGCUAGAACUCUCUGCAGUCUCAUGGACUCUGCUAGAAACUCGCUGCAGUUUCAUUGGACUCUGCUAGAACUCGCUGCAGUCUCAUUGGACUCUGCUAGAACUCUCUGCAGUCUCAUUGGACU